AUGAUUCUAAACAAUAAAUUGAGACGUCUGGGAACUUUAAGGAAUACGCAACAACCUGCUAAACCGAUGAGCAUCGAGAACUUAGUAGUUAAUAAAUCGUCUUACACGUUUAGCACGAAGGAAAUGGACCUUCUCAACAAAGGACUAAAAUAUGCAAUCACACCCAAGCGAACUGAUAAGGAAGACAUCAUAGCAGAUGUGGAGACAGCCAUAAGAGGAGCGGAUCAUGGAGCCAAGGAGAACAUUAGGAAAGAAGUAUACAAAAUACUAAGAGGAAGCAACAACACCAACAGCAACCUAGAUAACAAACCCAAAAGUGAACAUUCAACGGUGAAAAGUUUAAAUGAAAAACCAGUGUAUUACAUAAAAGCAGAAAAGGGAAACACUAUCGUUAUUAUGAACAAGGACGAUUACGAUGAAAAGAUCUUAGAUAAACUUAAUAACGGAAAUUUUAGAAAAAUUAGGACCAACCCUUUAAAGGAAUCAGCAGUGAAGGUUAAGAAAGCUUUAAAGGAGUGUAAGUUUCUGGACUUCAACAUCAACGACUUGACGAUGCCGAAUCCAUCAGUUCCGAAACUGGUGUGUCUACCAAAGAUUCACAAGGAAGGUGAGCAGUUCAGGGAGAUCAUUUCCGCUAACGGCGCCCCAACAUACAAAAUUGCGAAGUGGCUCGUGAAAAGAUUUGGGGAAAUGGAUUUCCGUUCCUGUUCUAUCAAGAAUAGAGAGGAAUUUAUAGAAAAAACGAAAGGCUUAAAGAUUGGUCCUGAUGAAUUAAUGGUAUCGUUCGAUGUCAAAGCGCUCUUUCCCAGUGUUCCAGUUAACGAAGCUCUUGAAUAUUUGAAAGUAUGGUUAUCAACACAAGAAGGAGAAACAGAAACAGAAAAUUGGAACAACAAAGUAAAAGAAUACCACAAAUUAGCAAGACUUUGCAUUGAGGAGAAUUACUUCGAAUUCACAAACGAGAUGUACAGAACAACAUCAAGAGUAUCGAUGGGCAAUCCACUUUCACCAUUUAUCGCAGAAUUAUUUAUGUCCAAAUUGGAAAAAAGAAUGGAGGAGGAUUCUCUGAUGCCUAGAGUAUGGAUGCGGUAUGUUGAUGACGUCUUCGCGAUAGUGGACAAGGAAGAACUGGAGAAUAUAAACAGAUGCAUCAACAAAUUACAUAGAAACAUCGAAUUUACAUUCGAAAUUGAGGAAAAUGGAGUGGAAAUGGAGUUUUUUGGACAUAUUGGUGAAAAGAAAAUCUGA
Condylostylus longicornis is the source of this 1248-nucleotide messenger RNA. RefSeq lists its product as uncharacterized. The transcript has a single exon. Lineage: Eukaryota; Metazoa; Arthropoda; Insecta; Diptera; Dolichopodidae. The record is from RefSeq and is a predicted model, not a curated record. The coding region runs from base 1 to 1248 and encodes 415 amino acids.